Molecule: messenger RNA, 1076 nt
Organism: Medicago truncatula (barrel medic)
Lineage: Eukaryota; Viridiplantae; Streptophyta; Magnoliopsida; Fabales; Fabaceae
Product: histidine-containing phosphotransfer protein 1
Exons: 6
Coding region: 295-744 (149 amino acids)
Biological process (GO): phosphorelay signal transduction system; cytokinin-activated signaling pathway; phosphorylation
Cellular component (GO): cytoplasm; nucleus
Molecular function (GO): protein histidine kinase binding; histidine phosphotransfer kinase activity
Source: RefSeq, a predicted model, not a curated record
GGUCUUUACUCUUCACACUAAAAAAGGGGCGUUAGAGUUUUUGACUGAAAGAGAUUGUUUUGACUAAAGGGAACGAAAGUGCGGAGAGACAUAUAUGUGCAAAUUAAGGAGGAAAUCCUCGUUUUCGGAAACAAACAAAACAAAGUAACGUUUUCAUCUCCGAAUUCAGACCAGACCAGAUACAGACACAUAAUUUUUAGUACUAUUUAUUAUCCUUUUCAAUUUCAAGUCAAAAAACCUUCAACCCUGUUUCUCUGUUGAAUUGAGAUUCAAUAUCGAAUCAGAAAAUAACACAUGGAUCACUUACAUAGGAAGCUACGCGACCACGAAGCUGCUAUGUUUCAACAGGGUUAUCUGGAUGAUCAAUUCAGUCAGCUUCAGAAACUUCAAGACGACACUAGUCCUGAUUUCGUGAUUGAGGUUAUGACUAUGUUCUUUGAUGAUUCUGAGAAACUUCUCAACAACAUGUCACGUGCCCUAGAGCAAGUACCUGUGAAUUUUAAACAAAUAGAUGCUCAUGCCCAUCAACAAAAGGGAAGCAGUGCUAGUGUUGGUGCUGCUAGAGUUAAAAAUGUUUGUGGUACAUUCAGAAAUUUUUGCGAGGCUCAGAACCUGGAAGGGUGUGUUAGAUGUCUGCAACAAUUGCAACAGGAAUACUCUCUACUGAAGAACAAUCUUAAAUACCUAUUUAAGCUGCAACAAGAAAUCAAGACUGCCGGUAGAUCUAUUCACACAAGGGGUUAAGAGAUGACAUGAUUUACAACAGAUAGAAAUCGAGAAAAAGAAAAUGAAGCUUUUAAUUUAGCAGCUGAUUUUGUUUGUUUUGGUUUUUGCUGGAUGAUUAUUCCUUCAGAAUUAGAGGAAGUUUGAAUGUUGGGAUAGAACAGGCGUGGAUAAGAUUUAUUGCUUAGUUUGAUAGAGAUAUGAUAUGAUUUUUUGCCAAUAAACUGGAGGCUUAUUUCAAGUUUCAUGUUUGCUCAAUAUAUGAUAAAAGUUUAUAAUAAUACUAAUUGUUGUUUGUUAUUGUUAUCCAUGAUUCAGAAUGACAUGAUGUAAUAAUGGUUGGAAGGGUAAAA